UUUUCUUUUGCCUGUUCAUGGGUAAUCUCCGUUCUCCUCUAUUAUUCUCUCCUUUAUUCAAAGGGGAGGGGGAAAGAGGGAGAGGAACAGGAGUUCUGAAGCUUGGGCAACGGUUGGGUCCUCUUUCAGAUUAAAAACCAUGAAAAAAUCACUAGGCACAUCGCACAUCUGCCCCUCACUAAAGUCAUUCGUUUCCAAAAAAGUUGAAACCGUGCUUUUCCAUUUCAGUUCACCAAAAAUGUACAAGAGGUUAGAUGCAAAUCUUGAAAAGAAGAUGGUAGAAGCAAUCAAACAGAGAGGCACAUCAGGGAAGAAUAAUUUCAGAUCAAUGAAUAGCAUAGUCAUGAGGUUUCCUCAAUUUAAAGAGGAGCUGAAAAACAUCAAGAGUGUCUUUCAGCAGUACGAUGAAGACUCAAAUGGAAUUAUUGACCGUGAGGAGCUAAAGAGAUGCUUAAGCAAACUGCAAUUACAACUGACAGAGAAGGAAAUGGAGGAUCUACUCCAUUCUUGUGACUUUGACAGCAUCGAAGGAAUGCAAUUCAAUCAGUUCAUUGUCCUCCUUUGUCUUAUCUAUCUCCUAGCAGAGCCUUCAACAUCUUCACACACUACAUCCAAGAUGGGAUCACCACAGCUUGACGCUAUGUUUGAUACAAUUGUUCAAGCAUUUUUGUUUCUUGAUAAAAAUGGAGAUGGCAAGGUGAACAAGAAUGACAUGGUCAGGGCAUUGAACGAGGGUUCUCCUCAGGAGAAAUCUCCAAGGCACAUCACCAAGACACGUUUCAAGGAGAUGGACUGGGGCAAGAAUGGAAAGGUCAGUUUUAAAGAGUUCCUUUCCGCACUAAACAAUUGGGUUGGGGUUGAUACUGAUGAUGAGAAGUAAGUCCCUGUAAAAUGAGGUGUUGUGAAGUAGAAAAUAAGCAGCGGAAAAUGAAUCAAACAAACUCCGGUAGAUGAGACUGAGUUGAUGCAGUUUAUCCAUAUGAUCCGGGCCAAAAUACUAUUUAAAAUGCUGCCUGUGCAUUGAACUCACAACUUUCUACAAUUUCUUUAAGAUGGUGUAAAGACAAGACAUUCUACCUAUUAUGUUUACCAUGACAAUCAUUAGUUAGUCUGCACUCAUUGUUCUCUC
Molecule: messenger RNA, 1129 nt
Organism: Macadamia integrifolia
Lineage: Eukaryota; Viridiplantae; Streptophyta; Magnoliopsida; Proteales; Proteaceae
Product: probable calcium-binding protein CML22
Exons: 5
Coding region: 140-880 (246 amino acids)
Molecular function (GO): calcium ion binding
Source: RefSeq, a predicted model, not a curated record